This is a messenger RNA of Cantharellus anzutake, 1705 nucleotides long. Its product is annotated as cytochrome P450. The record is from RefSeq and is a predicted model, not a curated record. Gene Ontology annotation, molecular function: oxidoreductase activity, acting on paired donors, with incorporation or reduction of molecular oxygen; iron ion binding; monooxygenase activity. NCBI's taxonomy places the organism in Eukaryota, Fungi, Basidiomycota, Agaricomycetes, Cantharellales, Hydnaceae. Bases 284 to 1531 code for a protein of 415 amino acids. The transcript is spliced from 12 exons.
AUCAUGGGGAUGUGCUCGUGAGAUGGGCCGACGAGAUAGGAGGUGUUGUUAGAACGAGAGGGGCAUUUUGGCACCCGGAUAUUGUAGGUUACAUUAUACCAGAAGAACCAUGUAGUCACCGAUCCUCCCUCUUCGACAGCUUAUUAUCUCGGACCCUCUUGCCCUCUCUCAUGUGCUGGUCAAGAGGACAUACAUUUAUACCAAAUCGCCUGUGUUUCGCACCCUAAUUGAACGCCUUGGGGGCAGGAGCAUCAUCUGGGCGGAAGGGGAUGACCAUCGGAAAAUGAAACUCGCAUUUGCACCUUGUUUUUCCACGCAACGAGUCCGCAGAAUGGAGAACAUAGUCAUGGAGACAGCUCAUAAGCUGACAGGCGUGCUCCGUGAUCAUAUAACUCCGGAUCACGGUUCAGGUGGCGAGGCGUCUUGCCCGACUAUACUAAAUAUCAUAGAUUGGAAUACGAGAGCGACGUUGGACAUCAUAGGCCGUGUGGCAUUUAAUUAUGACUUCCGUCUCGGUGAAUCCGAUGCGGCCAAAAGGAUUUGUCGCGCAUGGACUCAUCAAGUCAUGCUCGGGACGACCCUGGGCGGCUUUGUUGCACCGUUGGUUCUUCGUGCGCUUCCUUUCAUCUUAUCGCUUCCAUUUGGGUAUACAAAGGCGCAGGGAGACGUAAAACUUUGCGUCCAGGAAAUCGGAAAAGAUAUGGUAAAGAAGAGGAUAGCGGACUUAGGGGACAGCACUGUAGAUGAUGUUUUAUUUGGUUCCAUCGUUGUAGCAUGCCGUGGCAAAGAUGGACAAGUGUCAAUAGAUAGGGUCUUGGAUCAUAUCACAACCUUCAUCUUGGCGGGACAUGAAACAACAGCUCUAACACUGAGUCAUACAAUAUAUGCCCUGGCACAGCACCCAGCCGUGCAAAAUGAGCUGCGUGCGGAAUUGGAAUCCUUUGGCCAUGAGCCGACAUUCGACGAUUUUCAUGACAACAAGCAGCUCAAAAUGCUUGAUGCGGUUAUGAAGGAAGGCAUGCGAUUGUUUCCACCUGCGCCCCUGGGUGACCAAAUUGCUAUGGAAGAUGACAUCAUUCCUCUCGGUCGGCCAGUCCGUACCAAGGACGGUUCACAUAUCCACUCGAUACACAUACGUAAGGGACAGAUAAUAGCCAUCCCGCGCAUCGCCAUUAAUAUGCGUCGGAGCCUCUGGGGCCCAGAUGGGACGGAGUUUAUGCCUGCUCGAUGGCUUAAGAUGGCGAACGACGCGUAUCCUAAGGCAAUGAUGUCUGGAUGGAACAACCUCAGCACUUUCAGCGAAGGCGGACACAUGUGCCUCGGGUACCGUCUUGCCGUCUUCGAAUUCAAAGCGAUCCUAUAUGCGCUCGUGAAGACGUUCAAGUUUGAUCGCGUGGAUGGGAUCAAGAUACAGAACAAAAGAUCUACAGGAUUGCAUCCAACAGUUAUCGAGAAUUCAGGAGAAGCGAGUCACAUUACCAUGGACGAACCAUGGUUGCCUGUCAAAGUCUCGUUGGUGACUCCGCACUAGCCGUUUUGUGGGACAACUUUACUGGCUGUUAUGAGACAACAGCAUCCCAAUUGCCUGUGCGUACACACGGAAUAGAGGACAACUUCACUGUAUCCCUUUCUUGUAAAUGUACAUACUUGAGGCUUCUAAGCACUUUGUAGCAAAUGAAAUUCCUGGGUACAAGCUCGAGAAUCA